CCAUCACAGGCCUUUGUGCUCCUUAGCGGCUGUACCAGUCACAGAGACCCCCAGCCCUGUCCCCAGAGCAGGCAGUGGGGGUGGGGAUGCAGAAGGGGCUGAAGACAGCAAUCUCUGCAUCAGUGAGAGCAUCACAACCUCACAGCCUCGUCACCGGAACAACAGCAGACGUAACCACAGCCUAGCAUCACAACCUGAGCUGCAGUGCUUCAGAGCUGAGCACCAGGCUGCACUGUGGUGGAGGGGGCAGCCAUGGCCUGAACCACCAGCCUCUAUUUGCCUCACAACGUCAGCAUGGGAAACCAGGAGGCAAAGCAGCGCAGAGCUAAUGGAAGUUACCCUUCUCUGGAUGAUGGAAACAAGGAUUUAUCAGGAGAGCGUAAAGGAGGAAAGAAGAUCCAUGGUAAACAGGGAGGAGGGGGCCCACAUGCCACUGCCAACAAGAGGAAAAACAAAUCUGAGUCCAAGUCUGUGUUCUCCAUCCGUAAGAAGAGAGGCCAGCUUAAAGGCAAAGGCUGUUCGUCUGUGAAUGGCUCCAAAGAAGAUGUGUUGGCAACUCCACAGCACAGCCAGGACCCCAACAAGACCCCAGACCUGUCCGCUGAUGAGCUGGGACAGUCUGACAAUGAGGGUCUUGCCCAAGAGGCCUGUGGGAAGCCCAGCCAAGAGGAGGCAGGUCACAAGGGUGGCAGCUCAGGUUCCGACACUGACAUCUACAGCUUUCACUCGGCUGCAGACCACCAGGACCUGCUUGCAGACAUCCAGCUCACCAUCCGCCUUCAGCACCAGCAGCAUGGGGGAGCCCGGAGCAGUGCCCACACCCCCACUGACCCAGACACUGAGCGUGGCAUAGGAGUAGGCACGAGAGGGCAGAGUAAUGGGGGUGUCUACCUCACACCUCCUGAAGUUGUGGACUUGACCCCAGAGCUGGAGCUGGGCUCAGAUGCACUGUCCUUUCUGGACAGUGGGGUGGGACACCCCCCUGAGGAGACUGUAGAGACCCUGCUGCCCUGUCAAGAGAAACACUCCCCCAUUUUACAGACGGAACUGGCACAGACUGAGGACGAGUGUGCGGACACAGAAGCCCCUGUUUGUGCUGCACCCGAUCUGUCCCUUCACAACACUGUUACCAUGACAACAUGUGGAGGGUCCACAAGCAGCCCUGUCACUAUGACAACGACUGACUUCACGUUUGUCAGUGCUGAUGAAGCAGCUCCGGAGGAGCACGUGGGGCAGCUUGAAGAGUGGGCCACUCCUGUGGUAACGACAUGUAUCAGUCAAGAUGGUCCCCUGGAAGAACUCAUCUCAGGGGCUAACGGUCAUGUGGGGUCAGGGACGAGCGCUGAGUCUUUUGAUGACAGUGUCACUUCAGAGUCUGAACACAAUCUGUCUGUGACUGACCACACAGUCACUUCCACUCCACAGCAACGCAGGAGCCCUGUGACCCCACACGAGAGCCCUUCUUUGGCCAAGAGAGGCCUCAGACCCAGCCAACCCAACUCCAGCCCUGUAGUGAAACCCUAUCCAGCCAUCAUCCCCUCAUACAUCAAGACCACCACAAGACAGCUCAGUUCCCCUGGUCACUCCCCCUCCCAUAGCCCACUGUCCCCUCGACGAGACACCCAUAUCCUGCACAGGACACUACUAGAAAGCCGUAGACUGCACAGACAUCGCUCUCGGAGCAGUGGGAGGCCCCUGAGCCGGUCUGCAGACUGGACAGAGGAGCUGAGAGUGUCCCGGGAGCAGGACGAAAUCUCUGGGGUUUCUCGAGACUUUCUUGAGGCCUACAGGGGUGGCAGCCAGCCUCUCUGCCCCACCAGAAGGUCCUCCUGUCAGAGCAGCACCUGCAUGUACCCGGACGUUUUCACAGGGCGGACUCUCCUGGAGAAACUCUUCCAUCAGCAGCAGCAGGAGCAGCCCGAGGAGGCCGAGCAGCUCUGCUCAAAAAUCCUGGCCAUGGGACUGCUGCAGCCCUUUACCGACUGCUUCAGAGAUCCUCUGGGGGACAGCAUGGGCCAGCUGCCCACAGCAGCCAAGUUCCACCAUGACCAGCUGUACACCUGGGCAGCAGUGAGCCAGCCUCCACUCUCUCUAGAGGCUCUGGAGGUGAAGGGCCAGCUCCGAGCAGCGUUCAGCCCAGUGCGACCAGGGGACAGUAGGAGGCCGAGCACUGCCACAGAGGCUGUCUGCCCCUUAGGAGACAAUCAGGAGCACUCGUCCAGUUCUACUCAACAGGAAAGCAAAGAAUGUCAGGAGGAACAUGUCCUGAAGGCAGCAAACCUGAAGGAGAAACAUGUGAAUGUGAUUCAGCAACUGGAGCAAACUAUAGAGGACCUCCGCACUAAGAUUGCUGAGCUGGAGCGACAGCCCCCCCUGUUGGACACUAAAGUCAUCACUGUGGAGCGGGAGUGUGGGGGGUGUGAGCCAGCCCUCAUGCCACUGUGUGAUGCCCACCUUCAGACCAGCCCGUGCUGCCUUCAAGUGAAGUCAGUGCAAACCUCUCCAGUCGAUGAGAAAUUCAGCUUCAAAGUACCUUCCAGUGACACAAGUGAGGUCAGUGGGCCCCAACAGCGACCUGCCAGGACAGGUGCACUCCUCUGCUCCUGUCAGAUGCAGCCACCUCCUCCAUUAGGACUUCCAGAAGCCUCUCCCCUUCCACCAACAAUACUCUCUGAUCUCGCACCUCCUCCACCUCCACCCCCUCCUCCUUUUCUCCCUGGGACUGUUCCUCCACCCCCUCCGCCUCCUCCACUACCUGGAGCUGCUCUGCCUCCUCCCCCUCCUCCCUCUCUACCUGGAGCUCCUCCGCCUCCUCCUCCACUUCCAGGGGCUGCUCCUCCCCCUCCUCCGCCUCCACUUCCAGGGGCUGCUCCUCCCCCUCCUCCCCCUCCUCCCCCUCCUCCCCCUCCACCUCCACUUCCAGGGGUGGCUCCUCAACUGCCUCCCCCUCCUCCUCCUCUCCCUGGGGCUGCUCCUCCCCCUCCUCCCCCUCUCCCUGGGGGUGCUCUUCCCCCUCCUCCCCCUCUCCCGAGUGGUGUUCCAGGUGCAGUGUGCGUACCCCCUCCUCUCCCUCCGGUUCUCGGCUCUCUUCCUCCUCCUCUGCCUUUGGGAUUGUACUCUCUGGGUCUGUCCCAGGAAAAGCCUUCUCGAAAAGCACUUGUGGAGCCCCCCAAACCAAUGAAGCCCUUAUACUGGACCAGGAUUCAGCUGCACACUAAAAAGGAAGUCUCGUUGUCAUUAGUGUGGGAAACCAUCGAAGAGCCUGAGGUUGACUUUGAGGAGUUUGUAGAGUUGUUCUCCAAGAGUGCGGUGAAGGUGAAGAAGCAGCCUCUCUCUGAUACCAUAACCAAGUCCAAGGCUAAGCAGGUUGUAAAAUUGCUCAACAACAAGCGCUCUCAGGCAGUAGGAAUCCUCAUGUCAUCAUUGCACCUGGAUAUGAAGGACAUCCAGCAUGCUGUGCUCAACCUGGACUACACUGUGGUUGACCUGGAGACACUGCAGGCACUUUACGAGAAUAGGGCACAGCAAGAAGAACUGGACAAGAUUCAAAAGCACGUGAAGACCUCCAAAGACAAGGACAGCAGCAAGCCCCUGGACAAACCUGAGCAGUUUUUGUAUGAGCUCUCCCUUAUCCCAAACUUCUCUGGACGAGUCUUCUGCAUCCUGUUCCAGAGCAGUUUUAACGAGUGCAUGAGUUCCACAACGAGGAAGCUGGAGGUUCUGCAGAGAGUGUGCACGGCGCUGAAGGAGAGUGAGACCGUAAAGCAGGUUCUGGGUCUAGUUCUGGUCUUUGGGAAUUUUAUGAAUGGUGGAAAUCGAACCCGAGGCCAGGCUGAUGGUUUUACACUUGAUAUUCUUCCCAAACUAAAAGAUGUUAAGAGCAGUGAUGGGAGCAAGAGUCUGUUGUCCUACAUUGUCAGAUACUUCCUCCAACAUUUCACUGAGGAUGCUGGCCGGGAAACCUGUGUCUUUCCUCUUCCAGAGCCUCACGAGCUCUUCCAGGGUUCACAGAUGAAGUUUGAAGAUUUUCAAAAAGAGCUGCUGCGACUCCGCAAGGAUCUGAGAGCAUGCACAGCGGAGGUGGAAAAGGUUUGCAGUGUGUCAGAUGAGGAGCAUCUACAGCCUUUCAAAGACAAGAUGGAGAACUUCCUCUCACAGGCCAAAAGUGAACUGGAAACCCUCGACUCUCAGCUUGGCAGCACACACACUCUCUUCCUGGAGCUCACCGUCUUCUUCUCAGUGAAGGCCAAAACUGGAGAGAAGGAGGUGUCUCUGCAGACCUUCUUCAGCGUAUGGCAUGAGUUCUCCUCUGAUCUAAAAGACCAGUGGAAGAGGGAGAACAGAGUCAUCCUCAAAGAGAGGCUGAAGGCAGCGGAGGAGAGUUUUCGACAGGUUAAAGAGAAGGCGUCGUAUAGCGUCAAACCUAAGCAGUCAUCUGGCAUUAAAGCUAAACUUGGGAUGAAAAUCUGAAGUGAGGAGACCGUAACGGACACCAGAAAAGCAGAAAAGAGGAAGUUCAUCACUUUACAGAGAUAUUCGACAUGUUUGGGGCUAGGACAAAUGUCUGCUCAUGAUUUGCCUUUAUUUUUUUAUUUUUUGGGUGGAUGUAAUACCAAUACAAAUUUGUAUUAGUGCCUGCAACCACACCAUGCUAAUAUAAUAAUAUAUAAUGUUAUAAAAAAAGCACAUGUGGCUCUUAAAAAAAGAAACUUCAAUAACUUUCAAAUAAAUAAUUAUGUUUUUCUGAAAAAUUGUAGUAUGUCCAGCCAGCCCUUUCUGCUUUCUUUUUAAAAGCACAUGGGACUGGUAUCUCACAGCAUUCCAGUGAACUUUUCUCAUAAAUUAAGUAUUUUUCAUCAUAUUCUCUGUUUUGACAUGGGAAUCUAAUCAUAGAACCACAUGAACUAUACAGUGGCUAAGAUGGAACCCACCCAUACUGUUGAAGCAAUUAAUUUAGUUGGGGACAGUGCAUGUUAACGAACAUCAACUCACCGGAUUAUGUCCUUAGGAGAUAUCAUAUAAAAGCAGUUACAAUCCAUCUACUACUGUCUACUACACACAUGCUCGCAUACACUCACAAUACACUCAUGUAUUACUCUUUCUAUUGUAUUGAUGUUUCAUACAUACACAAGUGGAGUGAUCAAUACACACUAACUAUUACAAAAAAACAACAAAAAAAACAAUGGAUGUACAACAUUUUUACACACACUGAUUCAAACAAUGUGAAAGAUGUCAGGUGGAAUCAAAAGUUCUAUUAUUGUUCUGCCCUAAAAACAUAGGUAUGUACCUGUAGGUACUCUCCAAAAUCUGUAAAAACAUAAAUCAUUUGAGUUAUUACUUUUGAGCAUAAAUGUGGUAAUUCACUAUGGUAAAUUCAUAAAUGUAAGUUUAAGUUAGUCACAAAAGAACAUUCAUGCACAAAAACGUGCACAUAAUAAAGUGAUUUACCAGCACCACCUGCAAUGACACAUAGCCAUUUUGUUAGUAAUGCACUACUGAAGCUUAGUUCUAUAAACUAGCAGCCAUUAGCAACAUCAACAACAAUUCCUUUGCUCUAAUUCAUGAAUGUCUUCAGUAUUCAGUGCUUUGUUUGCUGAAUGUGAUUAGAUGUGUCCAGGUACAACACGGGAAAAAAAUAUGGAAGAAUGGUGCUCAGCUGGGUUUAACAGUGUAAAUAUGAAUCUGUGCAAAUGUAUUGUAUAUAGAAG
Messenger RNA from Periophthalmus magnuspinnatus, 5708 nucleotides. It is a transcript of the gene fmn2b, whose product is annotated as formin 2b. The record is from RefSeq and is a predicted model, not a curated record. Gene Ontology annotation, biological process: actin nucleation; intracellular transport. Gene Ontology annotation, cellular component: nucleus; actin filament; endoplasmic reticulum membrane. The transcript is spliced from 20 exons. The coding region runs from base 295 to 4470 and encodes 1391 amino acids. NCBI's taxonomy places the organism in Eukaryota, Metazoa, Chordata, Actinopteri, Gobiiformes, Gobiidae. Gene Ontology annotation, molecular function: microtubule binding.